AGACAGGACCGAGUCUCCUUCCAAGCUCUCUAGAUCUUCAACUGCUCUCGAUCCUGCGAAGCUCUCAGGAUGACAGAUGCUCAGAUGGUUGAGUUUGGAGCCGCGGCUCCCUACCUGCGCAAGUCGGACAAGGAACGCCUGGAAGCGCAGACGCGGGCCUUUGACCUCCGCACCGAGUGCUUCGUGCCCGAUGAGAAGGAAGAAUACGUCAAGGGGAAGAUAACGAGUCGAGAGGGCGGGAACGUCACCGUGCAAACCGAGAACGGAAAAACGGUGACCGUCAAGGAGGCAGACGUCCACCAGCAGAACCCGCCUAAGUUCGACAAGAUCGAGGACAUGGCGAUGCUCACCUUCCUGCACGAACCCGCGGUCCUCUACAACCUCAAGGAACGUUACGCGUCCUGGAUGAUCUACACCUACUCAGGGCUCUUCUGCGUGACUGUCAAUCCCUACAAAUGGCUGCCGGUCUACAAUGCCGAGGUGGUGGCUGCCUAUCGGGGCAAGAAGAGAACGGAGGCCCCGCCCCACAUCUUCUCCAUCUCUGACAACGCGUACCAAUACAUGUUGACGGAUCGAGAAAACCAGUCUGUCCUUAUCACCGGAGAAUCCGGUGCGGGAAAGACGGUGAACACCAAACGGGUGAUCCAGUACUUCGCCAGCAUCACGGCGACUGGCGACCGCAAGAAGGAGUCGGCAAACAGCGGAAAGGGGACGCUGGAAGAUCAAAUCAUCCAAGCCAACCCUGCGUUGGAGGCCUUCGGCAACGCCAAGACCAUGCGGAACGACAACUCCUCUCGAUUUGGUAAAUUUAUCCGGAUCCAUUUUGGGGCGACGGGAAAGUUGGCGUCUGCCGACAUUGAAACCUACCUCCUAGAGAAGUCCCGGGUUAUUUUCCAGCUCAAAUCUGAGAGAAACUACCACAUCUUCUACCAGAUCUUGUCCAACAAGAAACCGGAGCUUCUGGACUUGCUCUUGGUGACCAACAACCCCUAUGACUACAGCUACAUCUCCCAAGGAGAGGUGACCGUGGCCUCCAUCGAUGACUCCGAGGAGUUGAUGGCAACGGAUAGUGCCUUCGACAUCCUGGGCUUCACCCCAGAGGAGAAAGUGGGGGUGUACAAGCUGACGGGAGCCAUCAUGCAUUACGGCAACAUGAAGUUCAAGCAGAAGCAACGGGAGGAGCAGGCAGAACCAGAUGGGACCGAGGAAGCAGAUAAAUCCGCCUACCUCAUGGGCCUAAACUCGGCGGACCUCUUGAAGGGGCUCUGCCAUCCACGGGUGAAGGUCGGGAACGAAUACGUCACCAAGGGGCAAAAUGUCCAGCAGGUGUACUACUCCAUCGGGGCCCUGGCCAAGUCCGUGUACGAGAAAAUGUUCUCCUGGAUGGUGCUGAGGAUCAACAACUCCUUGGAGACCAAGCAGCCGCGGCAGUACUUUAUCGGGGUGCUGGACAUUGCGGGGUUCGAGAUCUUCGAUUGUAACAGUUUCGAGCAGCUCUGUAUCAACUUCACGAAUGAGAAACUGCAGCAAUUCUUCAACCACCACAUGUUCGUGCUGGAGCAGGAGGAGUACAAGAAGGAGGGCAUUGAGUGGGAGUUCAUCGACUUCGGCAUGGACCUCCAGGCCUCCAUCGACCUCAUCGAGAAGCCCCUGGGGAUCAUGUCCAUCCUGGAGGAAGAAUGCAUGUUCCCCAAAGCCACCGACAUGACGUUCAAGGCCAAGCUGUACGACAACCACCUGGGCAAGUCGUCCAAUUUUGGGAAGCCCCGGAACACGAAGGGCAAGCCUGAGGCGCACUUCUCGCUCGUCCACUACGCCGGCACCGUCGACUACAACAUCCUCGGCUGGCUGCAGAAGAACAAGGACCCUCUCAACGAGACAGUGGUGGGGCUGUACCAGAAAUCGUCCCUCAAACUUCUGGCCACCCUCUUCUCCUCCUAUACUGGCGCCGAUGCUGGUGGAGACGGUGGCAAAGGAAAAGGCUCCAAGAAGAAAGGGUCGUCUUUCCAGACUGUCUCAGCACUUCACCGGGAGAACCUGAACAAGCUAAUGGCAAACCUAAAAACGACACACCCUCAUUUUGUCCGGUGUAUAAUCCCCAAUGAAAAGAAGGCACCCGGCGAGAUGGAUAACCCUUUGGUGAUGCAUCAGCUGCGCUGUAACGGCGUCCUGGAAGGGAUCAGGAUCUGCCGCAAAGGGUUCCCCAACCGGAUCCUCUACGGGGACUUCAGGCAACGGUAUCGUAUCCUGAAUCCCGCUGCCAUCCCUGAAGGGCAGUUCAUUGAUAGCAGGAAGGGAGCAGAGAAGCUGCUGGGUUCUUUGGAUAUCGACCAUAACCAGUACAAAUUUGGGCACACCAAGGUGUUUUUUAAAGCCGGGUUGCUGGGUCAGCUGGAGGAGAUGCGGGACGAACGGCUUUCCCGUAUCAUCACUCGCAUCCAGGCCCGAGCCCGGGGCCAGCUCAUGCGCAUUGAAUUCAAAAAGAUCAUGGAGCGCAGGUGGGUGCCCAGCGGCCUUUGUGUGCAUCACAGGAAGCAUCUCAGAUUCUGGCAGGUUUGGGAAUCGGGAAGAUUCACAAUGAGGUUUGGAAAUCUUGGUUAUACUCAAGAUCAGCGGUUCUCAACCUGGGGGUCGGGACCCCUUUGGGUCGCCUACGGGGUCGCCUACGACUCUCUGGGGGCGGCUGCCACUCAGCCUCAGCCGGCUGGGGUGUUUCUUGAGGAUGCUCAGGUGAUAUUGCAAAAGCCCCCUGCCCGGAGCAUCCCUCCUUCCCUCCCUCCCUCCCUCCCUCCUGAGUCAUCGCUGCUGGGGGGGGCGGGGGGCGGGCUGGGCGGAUGGGCUGGCCGGCAGCCCGGGAUGGCUGGGCUGCUCCCCGGAGGAGAGGAGCAGGAGAAGGGCCGGCCGGCCGGGCCGAGGGGGGUCCGGCGCCCCGGACGCGCCGCACAUCUGGCCAGCGGCGCCUGGAAGUUGCCCGCGGGCGCCCCCCUCAAGCAACGUGGCCAUUUCUGCCUUCUUUUCUUCAUUGCAGAUGACUUGGAUGCUCAGAACUGGAACCCCGAAAAGGACCCUGGUGGCCUAAGUUGUGGAUUUGGGGAGAAGGAAACCUGGAACAAGGCUCAGACAUGGACUGAAUAG
Sphaerodactylus townsendi is the source of this 3135-nucleotide messenger RNA. RefSeq names its product myosin-6-like. Gene Ontology annotation, biological process: vesicle transport along actin filament; actin filament organization. Lineage: Eukaryota; Metazoa; Chordata; Lepidosauria; Squamata; Sphaerodactylidae. The coding region runs from base 70 to 3135 and encodes 1021 amino acids. The record is from RefSeq and is a predicted model, not a curated record. The transcript is spliced from 24 exons. Gene Ontology annotation, molecular function: ATP binding; actin filament binding; microfilament motor activity. Gene Ontology annotation, cellular component: cytoplasm; vesicle; myosin complex.